Neltuma alba is the source of this 2501-nucleotide messenger RNA. Its product is annotated as beta-glucosidase-like SFR2, chloroplastic. The transcript is spliced from 11 exons. Gene Ontology annotation, biological process: carbohydrate metabolic process. Lineage: Eukaryota; Viridiplantae; Streptophyta; Magnoliopsida; Fabales; Fabaceae. The coding region runs from base 223 to 2163 and encodes 646 amino acids. Gene Ontology annotation, molecular function: beta-glucosidase activity. The record is from RefSeq and is a predicted model, not a curated record.
CACUGCUUCUGCUUCACGUGGAAAAUACCAGAAAACGCCGAUGGAGGUUGCCGUAUUUCGUUAAGCCACCGUAAAGUAGAGAUUCCGUGUACAUGAUAUGCGCGGUGGGCCCCUUGAAGCGCUCACGCUUUAUGAGUUCGUUAUCUCUGAGACAAGUGGAUAUCAUCCGCCUCACUUGCGUUGAGUUUCAGUGAGCGAGCGCGACCCCGGUGGCCGGACGAAAUGACGUUUGGGGCGCUCUUCGUCACUGCCACGAAGCUUGCCGGAGCAAUUGUCACGAUCACCAUCGCCGCUAAUGCCUUCUCAUUCUCCCGUUUCAGGCGAAAGAAUCUCCGCCCGUUCCGCUCGCCUAUUGACGAGUCCUCUGAUGUACUCGCCGUCUUCAAUGUUGAUGAAGAGGAAAAUGGUUUUUUCUUUGGCCUGGCUACAGCACCAGCACAUGUUGAGGAUAGGCUUAAUGAUGCUUGGAUUCAGUUUGCAGAAGAAGAAAAGCCUCGUGCUGACUCACAAGAGGUCAAACAACAAGCUGAUGCUUUGAUGGGCUCUGCUACUGGUGAUGGUGGGUCACACCAAGCUGCUUCAUCUCGACAGCAUGAUGAUUAUGCAGUUAAAAAGAGGAAAAAGCCUUUAAAGGUUGCUAUGGAGGCCAUGAUUAGAGGAUUUGAGAAGUACUCAGAAGAAGAUGAAGAAGCACCAGCUGCUGUGCCAAAAGAAGAACAACAACAUAAUGUAACUUCUUGGCAUAAUGUUCCGCACCCGGAGGAGAGAUUAAGGUUUUGGUCUGAUCCUGAUACAGAACUGAAGCUGGCCAAAGAUACUGGUGUUACUGUCUUUCGCAUGGGGAUAGAUUGGUCAAGAAUUAUGCCAGAGGAGCCUGUAAAUGGGUUAAAAGAAUCUGUUAACUAUGCUGCUUUGGAGCGUUAUAAGUGGAUUAUCAAUAGGGUUCGGUCAUAUGGGAUGAAAGUCAUGCUCACUCUUUUUCAUCACUCACUCCCACCUUGGGCUGGUGAGUAUGGAGGUUGGAAGCUGGAAAAGACUGUUGAUUAUUUCAUGGACUUUACCAGGCUUGUUGUAAACAGUGUAUCUGAUCUGGUAGAAUAUUGGGUUACUUUCAAUGAACCUCAUGUCUUCUGUAUGCUUACUUAUUGUGCUGGCGCUUGGCCUGGUGGUAAUCCUGAUAUGCUGGAGGUUGCUACUUCUGCUCUUCCAACUGGUGUGUUCCAACAGACCAUGCAUUGGAUGGCUAUUGCACACUCAAAAGCAUAUGAUUAUAUCCAUGAAAAAAGUGACUCAUUAAAACCCAUAGUUGGUGUAGCACACCAUGUGUCAUUCAUGCGACCCUAUGGUCUGUUUGAUGUCGCUGCUGUUUCACUGGCUAAUUCCUUGACUCUCUUCCCGUACAUCGAUGGUAUUUCUAACAAGCUGGAUUUUAUAGGCAUAAACUACUAUGGGCAGGAAGUUGUUUCUGGUGCGGGACUGAAACUUGUGGAAACAGAUGAAUACAGUGAAUCUGGUCGCGGGGUAUAUCCUGAUGGCUUGUAUCGCAUGUUGCUUCAGUUCCAUGAAAGAUACAAACAUCUAAAUGUUCCCUUCAUUAUUACUGAAAACGGAGUAUCUGAUGAGACAGAUCUAAUCCGACGUCCAUAUCUGUUGGAACAUUUGCUUGCUAUAUAUGCAGCCAUGACAAUGGGUGUUCCUGUGCUUGGUUACCUGUUUUGGACUAUUUCUGAUAACUGGGAGUGGGCUGAUGGAUACGGUCCCAAGUUUGGACUUGUAGCAGUUGACCGAGCUAAUAAUCUUGCACGCAACCCACGCCCUUCUUACCACCUAUUUUCUAAAAUUGUGAGCACGGGCAGAGUCACACGUGACGAUCGUGACAGAGAAUGGAAUGAACUCCAGAGAGCUGCCAAUGAGAAGAAAACAAGACCAUUUUAUCGGGCUGUAGACAAGCACGGCUUGAUGUAUGCAGGUGGACUCGAUGAACCUAUUCAGCGACCUUAUAUUGAGAGAGAUUGGCGGUUUGGUCACUAUGAGAUGGAUGGUCUACAGGAUCCUUUGAGCUGCUUCUCAAGAUUCAUUGUCCGGCCAUUCUCUCUGAAAAGGAAAACGAAACCUCAGAAGAAGAGGGACACACUAGUUCUUCAGCCUCUUGAAGCCACAUGAAUCAGCUUCAUAGAGAGGCAACCUGCACAGCAGAAGAAUAAUCUGCGGUCAUUGGAUCAAGGCAAGGGAAUUACUAGCUUCUGGUUUGAUUUUAUCGUCCCAUUAUAUCAUGCAUAAAUGUCCAUCCCCAAGGAACCUCUUCAUGCUUUUUGAGGCAGUAUUCAUAUAUACUCUCUGCGAUGGCUUAUUAAAUGCCAUUACUCGCUACGCUGUUUUACUAAUUAAUUGCUUUAAAUCACUUGUGACAAAUCCCUUUUUUCCUCCGCUUUUGUCCCAUGUGAAUAAUAUUCUGUGGCAGCGCAAAUCGUCUAUAAUAUUGAAAAAUGCUUGCUUUCUUA